Caenorhabditis bovis is the source of this 954-nucleotide messenger RNA. The record is from the annotation of a GenBank genome assembly. Lineage: Eukaryota; Metazoa; Nematoda; Chromadorea; Rhabditida; Rhabditidae.
AUGACCUACACUGCCACGAUUCAGGGAAAUUAUGUUCAAGUGGCAUGGUUCGAUCACAAAACCGAAACAGUCGUGUCGUGGGACUCAAUUCAAGGAGUCAAGAUUGAGGAUCGAAGUCCCGAAAUCACCGCGAUUGGAAUAGUUCAUCCCCCAAUUCGAACUCAUCCGGUCACAAUUAUCGGAACAGUGCGUGAUAUUCAAAUAUACGAUGUUAUGAAACGGUCGGAUAAGCCAAUCUUCAAAAUAAAAUUGGAAAAUAUGAUCAAGAAGGAAUCAGAAUCAAGGGAUAGCAAUUAUAUUGGGGGAUUCUGCAAAGGAAUUUCUUUGAAGGAUAAUGCUAUCCUCAUCGGGACGCAUACUGGCGAAAUUAUUGUUAUAUUGUGCCAUGGAGAAGCGCAUUUCACAACAAAGAAAAAUUUGAAAGGACACACACAGGCGGUCGUCGGAAUAGCUACUUGUGUCUACGAUGACAUUACUGUUAGUUGUUCGGCAAAUGAAGAAAUAAUUGUGUGGCAGAAAUCGCUGAAGGGAAUUCAAUCGAAAAUUGAGACAAAUGAAAACAUAAGCGCGGUUAACAUUCUACGAAAACAAAUUAUUAUUGGGACUAUGCGUGGAAUUGUUCAGCUGUACUCUGUCGCGACCGGAGCUUUAAUGUGCGAAACCACAGCUCAUGCAAGAGUAGUGACAAGCAUAUCUGUGGCACCAGAGAGUGCUUACAUACUGACGUCUUCAGAAGAUGGAAUCUACACCGUUUCAAAGCUAUACACCCGUAAGCCCCAUCCAUACGAACUUGAAUACCGCUUCUCGAAAAAACACCAACAUCCAAUGAUCGUCGGUGCCCAAUUCAUGAAUCCCCAAGGAAAUAUGUUUGCCUUGGUUGCAUUCGAUCAUCCGCAGAUAUCGGUUUUCAAGAUACCAACAAAGGUCGAACCCAGCAGCUCACAGAAAACAUAA